GUCCUUCUUUAUCUCCUGACUCUCUUUCAUCAAAUUCCCAAAAUCUUAAUCGAAGAGGGAAAAAAAAUCCCUAACCCUAACCGACCCUUUAAAUAUCUCUCUCUCUCUCUCUCUCUCUCUCUCUCAGCUCUCCCUCCUCUACUUCCUUUUUCCCCUCCAUCGGAUUUCUCCCUCUCUUUCGCUGUGGAAGACGACGGUCGAUGCUCCGUUCCGGCGAGCCUGUGAAGGUCCAAGGGGAGGGUGCUGCCGUUAAAUGCUCUCUCUCUUCUCUCUCCCUCAUUUCAUGUCUCUCAUCACCUGCCCCCUCCCUCCUCUUUCUCCAGGGUCUCCGAAAACCCUAGCUUCUUCUGACUCCUCCUUCCACAUACGCUUCAGACGCUGCAGGACGUCUCCGGACAACACGCGACGAUUGGGAUCGUAUAAUAGUGUUGUCAUCCAACGUUCGCAACAUGAGUGAUUCAAAAGUGAAAGCGAGCCCUGAAGUAUUUAUUUUUGGUUCAUUCACUGAAGAUGAAACCAAGUCAUUGCUGCUUGGUCAGUCGGCUAAGAGUGCUGAGAAGCCUGUAGGUAAAACUAAACCUCAAUUUGGUACGUUAAACAUCACGGUUGGACGGCCUCCGAAUGAUCAGAAGAGUCAAUCUAGCACCCAUCAGCAUUCUCUUAAAGGGACAGCUGGUUUGAAACCUUCCCGACAUCCUGAGAAAGAUGCUGAUCUACCGUCACUGAAAAUUGCUAAUGACAGUGUCCCUGUGGUUUCUGGUGCUUCCAAAGAAAAUGGAAACUUUCAUGGUUCUAGCCCUGUGUCCCCCCUCACUAAUGGUGUGAAAGAAUUGGAGAUAGACAACGGAGGUCUGGUAUCUUCAAAUGUAUUCCAGAGUGAAGACAAUGCCAAAAGUUUUUCUCAAGGAUCAAUAUUUGAUGUCCUUGACGGUGAAACAUCUGGAAAGGCGGACCAAGAGGGGACUAUUGAACAUUUGGCAGUGGCUUUGCGCAAGGAGGAAACAAAAGAUGAGUCAAAUGGACCUAUAUCAUCCACCAAAAGCUUGUUGCCGCGAGGCAUCAUCAACUCUGGAAAUUUAUGCUUUCUCAAUGCAACUCUGCAGGCCCUCCUCUCCUGCUCCCCUUUUGUGCAGCUACUGCUGGAUCUGACACACCGUGGCAUCCCUAAGGUGGGCUAUCCAACAUUAAAUGCAUUUGCAGAGUUUAUCUCUGACUUUGAGACGCCUGGAAGUCCAAGAAAAGAGAAAAAAGAUCCGAGUCCUAUUGACAUUGGACAGCCUUUUAGUCCUGCCAUGUUCGAAGUCGUUUUGCACAACUUUACUCCAGAUGUGAGGAAUAGUAUAUCAGGCAGACCAAGGCAAGAAGAUGCCCAGGAAUUUUUAAGCUUUGUUAUGGAUCAAAUGCAUGAUGAAUUACUCAAGAUCGGAGGGCAGUCUUGUCUGAGCAAUGAUAGAAAAUCUUCUUUACUUUCCACUGCCGAAGAUGAUGAAUGGGAGACUGUUGGACCCAAAAACAAAUCAGCUGUGACCAGAACACAAAGUUUUGUUCCUUCAGAACUUAGUGAUAUCUUUGGAGGACAGCUCAGAAGUGUGGUGAAGUCAAAGGGAAAUAAAGCCUCUGCCACAGUUCAACCUUUUCUUUUGUUGCACCUUGAUAUUCAUCCUGAAGCUGUUCGAACAAUUGAGGAUGCUCUUCAUUUGUUUUCUGCACUAGAAACUCUUGAGGGGUACAAAACAUCAGCUAGUGGAAAGGCCGGGGUUGUGGCUGCUAGUAAAUCAGUCAAGAUUCAGACACUCCCCAAGGUACUGAUAUUGCAUCUCAUGCGUUUUGGCUAUGGAAGCCAAGGGAGCACCAAGCUCCACAAACCUGUUCAUUUCCCUCUCGAAUUGGUGCUGGGUCGUGAGCUCCUUGUAUCUCCAUCCUCUGAGGGCCGAAAAUAUGAACUUGUUGCCACGAUAACCCACCACGGGAGGGAGCCAUCACGGGGCCACUAUACUGCUGAUGCCCAGCACUGUAAUGGCCAAUGGCUUCGUUAUGAUGAUGCGUCAGUGACCGCUAUUGGGACAACUAAGGUCUUGCAUGAUCAGGCAUAUGUUCUCUUCUACAGGCAAUUAUGAGAAUCGCUUUGACUGAUGCGUGUUUUUUAACUUAUUGAGAAGGUACAAAUAUUUACUGGUUAGUAAAUCUGUCCAUAUAUUGGUCCCGGGCCCCAUGACUCGGAUCUGUCCUCAGUGAAAUAUACAGAGAGGGGUUUUUAGGUGUAUACGUUUCUUUUAGGCUACUUGGGUUGUAAUCCUUCCAUUUCGGUGGACAUGUUAUUUAAGGGUUUAUCUGAUAUUUGAUGGAAAUUAUUGUCGAUCUUUCUUUAUCGAU
Molecule: messenger RNA, 2373 nt
Organism: Punica granatum (pomegranate)
Lineage: Eukaryota; Viridiplantae; Streptophyta; Magnoliopsida; Myrtales; Lythraceae
Source: RefSeq, a predicted model, not a curated record